UCAUCGUCGUCUCCGGCUCAGAUCUGCCUCGCGGACGCAGAGGGAGCACGAGCACGAGCCCCACCACCCACGAUUCCACGAGCAGGUGCCCUGUCCCCUUCCCAUUCGCUGGCAGUUGGCAGCUCUUCCCCUCUCCCCGCACCUCACGAUCUCUGCCCGAUCCCCAUCCCGCGCCGCCGGGCGACCGACGGGAGGCGCACCGCCGCACGGUCCGGCGGCGGUGUCAGCGUGUCGCGCGGCUGCUCUGCUGGGGCGCAAGAGGCAUUUCGUACCUCCUGCUGUUCGUGCUCGCACGGCAGGAACGAGCCUGAGGGCGAGCAGCGAUGAAUUUCCUCUACCGGACCGCGCAGUCCGAGCUGCCGCGGAUCCCCGAGCAAGAUCACCGCAAGGAUGAAUCCUCGCACAAGAGUGCGAAAACCCUGGAGGGUCUUAUCGCGGAUGAUCCAUACCGCACCCCUGUGUCCGCUGAAGAAGAUGGAGCUGGUAAUAACGGAGUGGGAGAGAUCGGCGGGGAUGCUGCUAGUGCUGCGUCUUCAGAUUCGAAAAGUUCAGCUCCGACGGGAAAGCAUAGCGAUGUUUCAGAGGACGAAGGGUGGAUCACAAUUCCAGACACGGAGCUCCCUGAAAAUUGGAAUGAUAUUUCGGACAUGGCUCAGUUGCGGCCUUUGGACCGUUGCUUCCUUUUUCCUGGCGAGCAGGUUCAUAUAAUGGCGUGUCUGUCAGCCUCUCAGCAAGAUGCGCAGGUCAUAUCUCCAUUUAGAAUUGCUGCUGUGAUGUCUAAGAUUGAAAAUUCUCUGCAACACUCCACAAAUGAAACUAGUCCUGUCAGUGAAAAUGGUGAUGCUAAUGGAACAGCCGGGGACAGUAGUUCUCACGGUGUCGAGGAUAACAUGGAGAGUGUUGAACUCAGUGACAAAGAAUCUCCUUCAAAACAAGAUAUUAUGGAGACUGAAUCUCUCCUUCGAAUGGAAGAUCACAAACUACAAACAGAAAACAUGCUACGAAGAUUCAAAAGAUCUAAUUUUUUCGUCCGAAUUGCGGAGUCUGAUGAACCUCUCUGGUCCAAGAAAAGAGUAGCUGCAACUAAGACGACAGAUGAACAAUCAUAUUCAGAUAGCCAGGGAAACAGCAAGGUUUCAAGGAGUAAUGUUUAUAAUACCAUCUCUGAUAAAGGGUUUUUUGAUGGUAGCACAUCUGGAGGAGUCGCUCGUGAUACUGCAAGGUGCUACGCUCUGCAGAAUGGAGACAUCGUGGUUAUUUUGCAAGUGAAUGUUGGUGUUAGCAAUAUGGAAGAUCCAGUGCUUGAAGUUCUUCAAUUUGAGAAGUGUAUAUCUAGCAAUUAUAUACGUGAGAAUCUUGUUGAUGGAGUUCCUAACGCUAUUGAGGAUCCUUGUCGAGAGCUUCUUAGCUGGUUGCUCCCUUUAGAUCGCACACUACCUCCUCGUUCUUUAUCACCUGCUACUCUCAAUCCUAGUAUAUCACACAAGCAAUCUUAUUCUGCUCCAGGGUCUCAAAUAUUUUCAUUAAGUCACUUCAGAAGCUAUUCAAUGCCUUCACCCUCCUCUGCUCAGUCUCCCAACAUAAGACCACAACCAAUAUCUGAAACUCAGGAGUUUGUGCCUGAAAAGCCUGCAAAAACACCUGAUGUUAUAAAUGAUGGGCAGCUUUCCUUUAGAGGAGUUCCUUUGGAGCCUGAACGCUAUUCUGUGCGUUGCGGUCUAGAAGGUGUAUAUUUACCUGGGAAAAGAUGGUCGAAAAAAGUUGAAAUCAUCCAACCAAUUGAAGUCCAUUCUUUUUCUGCCAAAUGUACUGCAGAAAAUCUUCUUUGUGUCUUGAUAAAGAACAUUGCUCCACAGCAUGUGGAAGAUAUAGUUGUAUUCAUAGAUGCAAUCACUGUUGUCUUCGAGGAGGCAUCCAAAGGAGGUUCUCCUUUGUCACUACCAAUUGCCAGUAUUGAGGUUGGGCAUGGUCACAGUUUACCAAAUCUGGCACUCAGGAGGGGUGAGGAGCACUCGUUUAUUCUCAAGCCAGCAAUUAUGUCCUCUAGGGAUCGAAGGAGCAACAGUGUUGUGCCUCUGACUUUGUCACUCCCAAAGAUGACUGGAGCUGCCACAAAUGCUUCUGUGCCAAGAGUUAGCGAGUCCAGUGUUCCUCUUACUGAUCAGUAUGCUGUACUUGUAUCAUACCACUGCAAUUACACAGAAUCAAAACUAUUUUUCAAGCAGGCUACAAGCUGGCAACCUUGUGCAGCUAGUGAUCUUAUGAUCUCUGUAUCUUCUGAACUGUCAUUGCGAAAUCCUAGCCCGAGUGCUCGAGUUCCUCAACUCCCUGUGCAGGUCUUAACCCUUGAAGCUACUAACAUGACAUCAGAAAACCUCACAUUAACUGUCCUUGCACCAGAAGCAUCUGGUUCUUCUUCAGUUGUAUCCUUGAACUCGGCUCCAACCACACCAAAUGGUUCUUAUGAUAAUCUAAAUGAGCCUGUGAGAAGAUCUGGCUUGGGAAAGCAUGGAAUGGGUUUUCAGAGACUGAAUUCAGUCGUUGCAGGCUCUCCAAAAGAAAGUGACAAUGGAGGAAAUAGAAUGAGUACUUCGGCUGGCUGUACUCAUCUCUGGUUGCAGAGUGCAGUUCCUCUAGGGUGUAUUCCUGCACGUUCAAGCACCACUGUAAAACUUGAGCUGCUUCCAUUAACAGAUGGGAUCAUUACACUGGAUACACUGCAAAUAACAAUAAAGGAGAAAGGCCUUACAUACAUACCGGAGCACUCCUUGGAGAUACACGCAUGUUCUGGCAUUUCAGCAGGGAGGCCAUAGGAAUUAGCAGUGCAUUGCUCAAUGUCUUGGGAGUCUGCGGCUCAAUCUCUGCACGGAGUGUGAGGCCAACUGCGCAGCUGCUCGUUUGUAUUGGAUGUUAGACAUGUAAGCUCUUAUGGAGGGAUCCCGGAGCUGAGCCCGAUAACACUCUUUCUACCCAAGAUGAUGGUCUCUGCAGUAACUGGAGAAGACGAGACCAAGGUUUGUGUAACCGGGUUUGCAGAUCCAUUCGUACACGGAGUACCGAGCUAUUGGGCAGGAUCAUCGAAAGCCUGUAAUGUUGUGUUGCACAGUUUGAUUCCUUUUUGUGGUUUUUAGGAUCCCGGCCAUUGACCUUUUAGUCGACAGGCAGAUGUAUCAUGUGGUGUAUUGGAAGGAGAAAUUUGUGGAUCGCUGUAUUGUUUCUGGUACCUUAGGUCAGCUGGAUCUUGGCGGCCUAUAUUUUCUUGUUCUCGGUUUAUUUCCCAGCUCUUGGCAGAUUUGGCUGUACAUUCAUAUUAUGUCUUUAGACACAAGUUGAUAUUCUCAUUGUACUAAAUGCUAAUGUUUUUUUGAACGUAAAUUGGAUGCCUGGAUCUUAUCGGA
This is a messenger RNA of Brachypodium distachyon (stiff brome), 3398 nucleotides long. RefSeq lists its product as uncharacterized. The record is from RefSeq and is a predicted model, not a curated record. Bases 324 to 2813 code for a protein of 829 amino acids. The transcript has 10 exons. Lineage: Eukaryota; Viridiplantae; Streptophyta; Magnoliopsida; Poales; Poaceae.